Messenger RNA from Aspergillus bombycis, 936 nucleotides. RefSeq names its product fucose-specific lectin FleA (gene fleA). The coding region runs from base 1 to 936 and encodes 311 amino acids. The transcript is spliced from 5 exons. NCBI's taxonomy places the organism in Eukaryota, Fungi, Ascomycota, Eurotiomycetes, Eurotiales, Aspergillaceae. The record is from RefSeq and is a predicted model, not a curated record.
AUGUCGACUCCUGGUGCCCAAGAAGUUCUUUUCCGUACCGGAAUCGCUGCGGUUAACUCCACCAGCCAUCUCCGUGUCUACUUUCAGGACUCUCACGGUAGUAUUCGCGAGAGCCUUUAUGAGAGUGGAUGGGCCAAUGGUACAUCGAAGAAUGUUAUCGCUAAGGCAAAGCUCGGUACCCCCCUGGCUGCGACAUCCAAGGAGCUGAAUAAUAUUCGUGUUUACAGUCUGACUGAGGACAAUAUCCUCCAGGAAGCUGCCUAUGAUAGCGGCAGCGGAUGGUACAGUGGUGGGCUGGCUGGUGCCAAGUUCACCGUUGCCCCUUACUCUCGAAUCGGAGCCGUUUUUCUGGCAGGAACGAAUGCUCUGCAUUUGCGGGUCUAUGCCCAGAAGAAUGAUAACACAAUCCAAGAGUAUAUGUGGAAUGGGGACGGCUGGAAGGAAGGCACCAACCUUGGAGUUGCGCUUCCUGGCACUGGUAUCGGAGUUACUUGCUGGCGCUACACCGAUUACGAGGGUCCAAGCAUUAGGAUCUGGUUCCAAACCGACGAUUUGAAGCUUGUCCAGCGCGCAUAUGACCCUCACACCGGAUGGUACAAGGAACUGACUACCAUCUUUGACAAGGCACCUCCUCGCUGUGCAAUCGCAGCCACCAACUUUGAUCCCGGCAAAAGUAGUAUUCACAUGCGGAUCUAUUUUGUCAACUCUGACAACACGAUCUGGCAAGUGUGUUGGGAUCACGGCCAAGGCUAUCACAACAAGGGAACCAUUACACCAGUCAUUCAAGGCUCGGAAAUCGCGAUAAUUAGCUGGGAAGGGCCUGAGCUGCGUAUGUACUUUCAAAAUGGCACAUAUGUCAGUGCCAUUAGCGAGUGGACAUGGGGCAGAGCACAGGGAUCACAGCUGGGUCGCCGGGCUCUCCCUCCGGCUGAGUAG